This is a messenger RNA of Hyposmocoma kahamanoa, 5704 nucleotides long. RefSeq names its product myosin-IIIb-like. Gene Ontology annotation, molecular function: protein kinase activity; protein binding; ATP binding. The transcript has 23 exons. Lineage: Eukaryota; Metazoa; Arthropoda; Insecta; Lepidoptera; Cosmopterigidae. The record is from RefSeq and is a predicted model, not a curated record. Gene Ontology annotation, biological process: protein phosphorylation. Bases 193 to 4584 code for a protein of 1463 amino acids. Gene Ontology annotation, cellular component: myosin complex.
GCGCGCUCGUUUCGCGCUGCGCAGAGGGAAAUGCCGGUAACCUCUAUUUCAACAGACUUCGAUAAAGUUUAUGAUAAGUGGAUGUGUUAUUUUGGUUAAUAUCGACAUCGAAUUUUACUGCAGCUGCACUUAGGACAUCCCUAAUUUUUGGAUGCGAUCUAAAUGUGAAGCGAGUAACGGGGCCGAGUGAGCAUGCGCAGCGAGUUGGCCUACCGCGGGCUGUCCCAGCACGUGCAGCUGGAGCGCGCGGCCGACCCGCGCGACCGGUUCACGCUGCACGAGCUCAUCGGUGAGGGCACCUACGGUGAAGUCUACUGCGCACGCGAUAACAAGUUAGGCAGACGGGUCGCUGUUAAGAUUUUAGAAAACAUUACAGAGAACAUCGAAGAAAUAGAAGAGGAGUUUUUAGUUUUUCGGGAUUUGUCUGGUCACCCUAAUAUUCCAGAAUUCUUUGGACUUUUUUUGAAACGCGGAUUAAGUUCUGAUGAUGACCAAAUAUGGUUCGUUAUGGAGCUAUGUACUGGCGGUUCAGUGACGGACCUGUGUGCGGGUAUGCGGGCCCGUGGAAGCAGCCUCACCGAGCCGCAGCUCGCGUAUGUGCUGCGAGGCACCGUCCGUGCUCUGACUCAUCUCCACGCCCACCGGUGCAUGCACCGUGACGUCAAAGGACACAAUAUUCUUCUUACUGAAGAUGCUGAGGUGAAACUUGUAGACUUCGGUGUCUCCUCGCACUUGGCUGCCACUGCUGCUAGGAGAAACACUUCUGUAGGAACACCAUAUUGGAUGGCUCCGGAGGUAAUAGCAUGCGAACAACAGCUAGACCAGUCGUACGAUUGCAGAUGCGACGUCUGGUCUGUAGGCAUCACGGCUAUAGAGCUUGCGGAAGGAGAACCUCCACUAUCGGGGCUCCAUCCCAUGAGGGCACUAUUUCAAAUACCUCGAAACCCUCCUCCGAAUCUUUCACAUCCAGAACUCUUCUCUCCUCAACUCGUCGAUUUUAUAUCGGAGUGUCUGGUCAAAGAUAUGAACCAAAGACCUUUUGCACGAGAACUUUUAGAACACCCAUUACUACUCGCUGUUAGUAGUUUUGAGGAUAAGAUACGUAAAGAACUCCAAGCCGAAAUUAAACGACAAAGAGCUGAAGGCAGGAGCUGUCGUGCACCAGAGGCGACAACAAAAAGAGGCAAACUCAAAUCACAUAGAAAAGCACGCCCCGAAAAAAUGUAUACAGACGAUCUAGCUUCGCUAGAAGUUCUUACUGAAGAUGCCAUCGUCGAACAACUUCAAAAAAGAUACACUGAAAAUCAAAUUUAUACUUAUAUUGGCGACAUUCUAGUUGCGGUCAAUCCUUUUACUGAUAUUGGAAUUUAUACGACCAAGGCUCAACAGAUAUACCAAGGCCGGUGUCGUUCAGAUAAUCCUCCUCAUAUUUACGCUGUAGCCGACGCUGCUCAUCAAGCCCUUAUGCAUCAAAAGGUUCACCAAGCUAUAGUCAUUUCUGGAGAAAGUGGAGCUGGGAAAACUGAAUCUGCCAACUUAUUACUAAAACAGCUUGUGUUUUUAUCUAAGGCGCAAAAUAAGAACUUGGAAGAGAGAAUCCUUCAAGUGAACCCGAUUAUGGAGGCUUUUGGGAACGCUAGAACGGGCAUAAACGCCAAUAGCUCUCGAUUUGGCAAAUAUUUGGAUUUGUCUAUGAUGAGGGUUGGGCGCAUAUCGGCGGCUCGAAUAUCAGUUUACCUACUCGAGCAAUCACGAGUAAUUCACCAAGCUCUUGGCGAAAGUAAUUUUCACGUGUUCUAUUACCUCUAUGACGGAUUAGAAAGUGAAGGUCAGUGGAGGAAAUUCUACUUGAACGAACAACUGAAAUCCAGGCACAGAUACUUGCAACCUCUAUCAGUUGCUCAUAGAGAACAUAACGUGCAUCGAUGGCGACAAUUGAAUCAAGCUUUUAAGGUGGUAGGAUUCCAAGAAGAGGAGGUACAAAUAAUAUACAAAAUGCUAGCUGCCAUUCUACACCUCGGAGAUAUUGAAUUUGGAGAGGCCGCUGGUGAAGAUAAUACUGACAACAGAGCUACUAUCAUUGAUACUGCCCCUUUGCACAGAGCGUCCUGCCUCUUGGGUGUUGAAACAUCUGAUCUUCGAGAAUGUUUGACAAGCAGUAGCGUAGUUGCCAGAGGAGAAACUAUAGCUCGUUACAGUUCCCCUACUGAAGCAGCAGUUGCUAGGGACGCGACCGCUCGUGGAUUGUACGCAAGAGCAUUCGAUAGAAUUGUUGAGAGAAUCAACGCGUUGCUCUGUCAGAACAGACCACAUGGAAACGACCCACUCUCGGUUGGAAUACUCGACAUUUUCGGGUUCGAAAACUUUACUAGAAAUUCUUUUGAACAACUCUGCAUCAACAUUGCAAACGAGCAAAUUCAGUAUUACUUUAAUCAGCAUAUUUUCACAUGGGAGCAGCAAGAAUAUAUGGCCGAAGGAGUGCCAGUUGAUCUCGUUGAAUUUUCCGACAAUCGACCAAUUUUAGAUAUGCUGCUAUCCAGACCAAUAGGUUUAUUAGCCUUAUUAGAUGAAGAAAGCCGCUUCCCUAGAGCAACCGACAGAAGUCUCAUUGAAAAAUUUCACAACAACAUCAAGAGCAAGUAUUAUGUCCGACCAAAAUCUGAUGCAAUUUGUUUUGCAAUCCAUCAUUUCGCGGGUCGCGUGGUAUACCAAGCUGAUGGAUUCCUAGAGAAAAACAGGAAUUUCUUGCCUCCUGAAGUGGUCCAAUUAAUGAGGCAAAGUCAGUACGAUAUUAUUAGAUUCCUCUUUCAAUGUCCCAUCACGAAGACGGGCAACUUAUACUCACCGCUGCAAGGAGAUAUCGAUUCCAGGAGCUUGGAUAGUCCUAAUUCUGGAGAUACUAGGGAUCGAUUCAACAGCCGUGGAUUGGCGUCUCAAUCCCGAGCCCAGCAGACCGUAUCAACAUACUUCCGCUAUUCUCUCAUGGAACUGCUUCAGAAAAUGGUUAGCGGCACACCGCAGUUUGUUAGAUGUUUGAAACCAAAUGAUUCGAGGUCGCCCAAACAUUUUGAUUCGUCAAAAAUUUUAAGGCAGCUUCGGUACACAGGAGUACUAGAAACAAUUAGGAUACGACAGAAUGGAUUCUCACAUCGACUGACAUUUGAAGAGUUCUUGAAAAGAUACAGUUUCCUUGCGUUCAGCUACGAUGAAGUCGUGAAGCCAGUCCGAGAUACGUGCCGUCUCUUGCUGUUGAGACUCAAAAUGGAUGGAUGGGCGCUCGGAAAGUCGAAAGUGUUUUUGAAAUAUUACCACAUUGAAAUGCUAGCAAGAGUCUACGAAGAACAGAUAAGAAAAGUGGUGCUGGUGCAAGCGUGCGCGCGACGGUGGCUGGCACGCGUGUACGUGCAGCGGCUGCGCGCGCAGAUGGCUAUUUCGGUGCUGACGCUGCAGCGACACGUGCGUGGCUGGCUUACUCGCAAGAAGCUGCAAGAACGCCAGAGACAGCUGGCCCGGGAGUUCCAGAGAGAGCAAAUGGAACACGAAGCUAGGAAACAUCAAAAACCAGGAGUGCCGAACAUAAAUAAAGCAAUGAUGAAGGCGAAGGUACUCGGGCGGAUGACGUCACAGGAUGACAAUAACGACAAAACCAACUCUAGCAAUAAGGAAAACAUCCACUCCAACAAAGCUGCUGUCAUCAUACAGAGCCAUUUCCGCGGGUAUACAGCGCGCCGCAAGUGGGCUAAGGGACGAGCACCCCCGCCGCCGGAGCACCCGGCUCCUCCCACUCCUCACCAGCUUAUUCAACAAUACUCCGCGCAGGAACGAGCCGCGCAGCUGCAUACCUUCGCAGACCAGGUACACGAUAAGAACCAAGAAGUGCACAAGAACCUACGCCGCAAUAAGCCAGGCAUCGAGCUGUCGAAAGUACAACGGCCGCCGGCUGAGUACCGGUCCCCGCCUGGGUUCACGCUGGUUCCCGCCAUCGUCAGGGGACAGCCGUCACAGGUCGAACAGGAUGCUAGCAGGCUCUCCAGCCCAUCACCCGAGUUUCUCGAGAGCCCUGCGAGGCCUUGGGACGAACCUUUGCUGUCUAAAGAAUUCGAAACUCCAAGGAUUGUUAGGUACAACAGGAACAGCAACAACGAGUCGGACCGCCACCUCCAGACCAAUCAGAACUGGCAGAACCUGCCCUGCAGCCGGCAGUGUGGAGGCCUUGUCAGAAAACAUGGUAACAAAAUCCAUGAAUUGGUUCGACAAGCCCAAAAAGAACCACGUCCUCGCCUCGUGUAUAGCCCUGCUUACGACCCGGAAUCAGAUCUACGCAAGAUUCUUAGAAACUCUCCAGAAAUUCUCGCCACUCCAGUAUUUAGCUCGGACGACGACUACACGGAAGGUCCUUUCAGAUUUAAACAACUUUUAAGACCAACUUUAGGACCUACAGAAAGUCUUCGAAAGAGAAAAGUAAGAAACACCUCAGGCCAAAGCCCGUGGAUGUCUGAUAGUUCUCAAGACAGCAUGAGUUCGAAACAACCUUUAUAUAAUAAACGGCGACCCCAGAUUAGUAUGGGUGUUUAUUAUAACUAGCCUUUUGCGUAGUAUUAGUAAGAAAUCCGUCCAAAGUGCUAAGUGCUAGCUAUGCACAUAAUUGUAAGUGUACCUUUGAAUUUAUUUCUACUACUAGUUCUAAUCAUAAAUAAAAAAAUACAAUUAAAAAUAUUUGUUAACCACCUACAUACUCGUACACCAAACUCCUCAAAUCUAAAUGCAAGGAAGAGGAAUAGCACUUAAAUUUUAAAGUUUAGAAAUUUUAAUCUUAUCUAAGAAUAGUUUAUUGGAUUGUGUUAUAAAUAAAGCCAACAGGUAGGAAUCCGUUCCCCUUUCCGAAUCGAUAUCAAUGUCGCGGUAAAUUUAGACUCAUGCUAGCACAGUUCUCUUGGAAAUGCGCAUCUACGAACGAUGUUUAUUUCUCAAUUUUCUUAAUUUAUUUACUUAUAAACUUAGCAUUAAGAAACUAUAUUUUUAUUGAAAAUUUAUGCUAUAUUUACCACCUUAUAAUUGUUUAAGUUAAGAGGAACUACCAAAGUCUUAUUCUUAAAUCCUAGGUUCAACAUUCAGAAACAAUUGUAGUUUCUUAUAUUUUUAAGAAUUUAGCCAUGAUUGUUCCAUUGUACUAAGCCAACCGAUUUUUGUCUUAUUUUGUGUUCCGCCCUUUUAUUAUCAAUAGUAGAUCUCAAUGCGAAAUUAUAUUUUGAAUUUUGCCAUUAUUAAUGAUCAGAUUCGAGUAAAACAUUACGGAAUAUCGAUUGUAAAUCAUUGACAAUCUUUGUGAUAAUGUGCCAAUGAUUAUUCGUAAGUUGAUUAUUAGUUUUAUUAUAUGUUUGUUGUGUGGAUGGUUGUAAUUGAAAUAAAUGUUGAUUGCAUUGAUGUGGUUUAACUUAUUGACAAUUAUAUACCUCCAAAAUCAAUUUGACAUGUGUACUCCCAUAUAAAAAUCUGUGUACUCCCAUAUAAAAGACAUUAACUGCAUCUCUUUGGCUUUUUUCAUAAUUAAUCAUCACUUCCAAACUUCACCAGUUGCACUAAUAACCUGCACUGAAAAUUCCUUGACAUAAGAUUAUAUUUGGUAAGUAACAGAGUUAUUUACGUAAAAGCAAGUUUUAUAAUCUCGUGAGUAUACACGCAACGACGAUGUGUUUACGUUGGG